GCAUUUUGUUUCUCAGCUUUCGGUUCUUUCUUCCUUCUUUCAUUCCUGAUUUAGCCGACACGUACAAUUUUUUCCUCUUUUUCUCACCAAAAUUUUCCCAUUUUUCUUCUUCUGCUCUCAAUUAUACUCUCUUUUCGUACACUUUUAUCUCUUCCCACAAACCACCCCCCCUUUCAUUUUUUUUUUAUUCCUUCUAUCAAUUUAAUACGAUUUUUUUAUCAAACCCCACUUCACUCCAAGAACACGACGAGUUUCUCUUCACUACUCUACCAAUCCGCCAAAUCUAGACCCUCCGAUUCCGCCACCCCUUUACGACGGCUGGCUUUGAGGAUUAUAAUAUGAGCGAGCAUUUUUUGAGGCAAUUGGAAACCAAUUUGAUUGCGAUGAAUCUUUGCGAGUAUAACUAGUGUUCUGCCGUCUUCUAUGCUGUCUCAUUUGAGUAGAAAUAUGGGUUUACUCUGCAGCAGAAAUCGUCAUUACAACGAACAAGAUGCUGAAGAAAAUGAGCAGGCUGCGGAAAUAGAGAGGCGGAUUGAACAAGAAACAGAGGCUGAAAAACAUAUACAGAAACUUCUUCUGCUUGGUGCUGGAGAGUCUGGGAAAUCCACAAUUUUUAAGCAGAUAAAAUUGUUGUUCCAAACCGGGUUUGAUGAGGCAGAGCUAAAGAGCUAUAUUCCAGUCAUUCAUGCAAAUGUGUAUCAGACUAUAAAAGUAUUACAUGAUGGUUCGAAGGAGCUUGCUCAAAAUGACAAAGAGUUCUCGAAGUAUGUAUUAUCCAGUGAAAAUAAGGAAAUUGGUGAGAAAUUAUCAGAUAUCGGAGGUAGAUUGGAUUACCCGCGAUUGACUAGGGAGCGUGCACAGGAUAUAGAGACUCUUUGGAAAGAUGCUGCAAUUCAGGAAACGUAUGCUCGUGGUAAUGAACUUCAGGUUCCAGAUUGCACACAAUAUUUCAUGGAAAAUUUGCAAAGAUUAUCUGAUGCAAAUUAUAUUCCAACUAAGGAGGACGUGCUCUACGCAAGAGUUCGUACAACAGGUGUUGUUGAAAUCCAGUUUAGUCCCGUUGGUGAAAAUAAAAAGAGCGGCGAAGUGUAUAGACUCUUUGAUGUUGGUGGACAGAGAAAUGAGAGGAGAAAAUGGAUUCAUCUUUUUGAAGGUGUUACAGCAGUAAUCUUUUGUGCUGCUAUUAAGGAAAAGAAGAUCUUACUAGCUGGUGAUCUAACAACCCAUGUGAAGAUAGUUGUGACGGACAAGACUCGUCGUCCUAUUCCAAUAUCUCUUAUUGUUCGGAUGGUCAGGCUAUUAAGCAGUUUCACUCUUUGGAAUGGAACAAAAAGAAUUGAAAUUAUAAAGUAUGAUCAAACACUUUUUGAGGAUGAACAGAAGAACCGAAUGAUGGAGACCAAGGAACUUUUUGAGUGGGUUCUGAAACAAGAGUGUUUUGAGAAAACAUCAUUUAUGCUUUUUCUCAACAAAUUCGAUAUCUUCGAGAAAAAGGUUCUAAAAGUCCCUCUCAGUGUGUGUGAAUGGUUCAAUGAUUAUCAGCCAGUUUCGACUGGAAAACAGGAGAUUGAGCAUGCCUAUGAGUUUGUGAAGAAAAAAUUCGAGGAGUUGUAUUUUAAGAGCACGGCACCAGAUCGAGUAGAUCGGGUGUUUAAGGUAUACAGAACUACUGCUCUCGAUCAGAAACUUGUAAAGAAAACAUUCAAGCUCGUAGAUGAAACUUUAAGGCGGCGAAAUCUCUUCGAGGCUGGGUUGUUGUGACCUUGUUAACAAUCUUCCUCACACAGAAAAAAUGGAAAAUGGUUGCUCUUGUUUGAUGAACAAACUUAUAUUGGAUUGUCAUUUGAGUAAUUAAAGUUGAAGCUGAAGAAGUUGCAAGUCUGAUUCAUUGAUUUAAAACAUUUUGUGUCAAAUUAAAUUUUGCCUAUUCUAUCUAUCAAAGUUGAAAUCUUUUUAACUAUAUGUAAUUCGAUGUUCCAAAUGGUUGUGAAAUUACAUAAGCUUCAACAGCCUUUCUUUC
Benincasa hispida (wax gourd) is the source of this 2020-nucleotide messenger RNA. The record is from RefSeq and is a predicted model, not a curated record. NCBI's taxonomy places the organism in Eukaryota, Viridiplantae, Streptophyta, Magnoliopsida, Cucurbitales, Cucurbitaceae.